Molecule: messenger RNA, 4160 nt
Organism: Caretta caretta (loggerhead turtle)
Lineage: Eukaryota; Metazoa; Chordata; Testudines; Cheloniidae
Gene: DLAT
Product: dihydrolipoamide S-acetyltransferase
Biological process (GO): pyruvate decarboxylation to acetyl-CoA
Cellular component (GO): pyruvate dehydrogenase complex
Molecular function (GO): dihydrolipoyllysine-residue acetyltransferase activity
Source: RefSeq, a predicted model, not a curated record
UGGGCGCCCGCAGUCCGGAGGGGAGCGAGGUCAUCGCCGCAGCCGCUGCCGGGUCCCGGCUCCACAGCAGCAUGUGGCGCGUGUUCGCGCGGCGCCUCGCCCCGUGCGCGGCCCCGCGGCGGGUGCCCGGAGCGGCGGGAGCGAGCCCUGGCCGGGGGGCCCGCGCCCUGAACGGAGGGAGCCUGGGGGCCGCGCAGCCCCCGCCGGGCCCGGGCCGGGGCCGGGGCCGGAGCGCGCCGGGGCCCAGGCCCGCGGGGCGGCUGCUGCUGCUGAGGGAGCCCUGGCCCCGCCUCGUCCCCCGGCGGUGGUGCAGCCUCCCGCCCCACCAGAAGGUGCCUUUGCCGGCUCUUUCCCCUACAAUGCAGAUGGGGACUAUCGCUCGGUGGGAGAAGAAGGAAGGGGAGAAGAUCAGCGAGGGUGAUCUGAUUGCAGAGGUGGAAACAGACAAAGCGACUGUGGGAUUUGAGAGUCUGGAAGAAUGUUACUUGGCUAAGAUCCUGGUAGCAGAAGGGACAAGGGAUGUCCCCAUUGGGUCUGUAAUAUGUAUCACAGUUGAAAAGCCUGAGUUUAUUGAUGCCUUUAAGAAUUUUACCUUGGAUUCUGCAGCACCUGCUGCUACAGCAGCCUCAGUACCUCCCCCUCCAGCGGCAGUUCCCCCGCCACCAGCUCAGCCCUCUGUGCAGACUCCAGGCAGCUCCUAUCCUCCUCACAUGCAGAUUGUUCUCCCUGCUCUCUCACCAACGAUGACAAUGGGCACGGUUCAGCGGUGGGAGAAGAAGGUUGGUGAGAAACUGAGCGAAGGAGACUUACUGGCAGAAAUUGAAACAGAUAAAGCCACAAUAGGCUUUGAAGUGCAGGAAGAAGGCUACCUGGCAAAAAUUCUGGUGUCUGAAGGAACAAGGGAUGUGCCAUUAGGAACCCCACUCUGUAUCAUUGUGGAGAAGGAGUCUGAUAUUCCAGCAUUUGCUGACUACAGGGAUACUGGAGUAGCUGAUAUCAAACCACAAGCACCACCACCCAGUCCUCUCCCUCCGGUGGCAGCUCCUCCUCCCCAGCCCACUGCCCCUUCAGCUCCAGCAGUCUCAUCAUCUGGGGCUCCUGUACAUAAAGGAAGGGUAAUAAUUAGCCCCCUGGCAAAGAAAAUGGCAGCAGAAAGAGGAAUUGACAUUGCGCAGGUGAAAGGUACUGGACCAGAUGGCAGAAUCACGAAGAAAGAUAUUGAGUCAUUUGUGCCUCCAAAGGUUGUCCCUGCCCCGGCAGCUCCUGUUACACCUGCAGCUCCAACAGCAACACCACCUCCUUCAGGUGUCUUCACAGAUAUCCCCAUCAGUAAUGUUCGGAGGGUCAUUGCUCAGCGUUUGAUGCAGUCUAAACAAACAAUACCUCACUACUAUCUGUCUAUUGAUAUAAAUGUGGAAGAAAUAUUGGAGCUCAGGAAAGAACUCAAUAAGGAGGUGUCGGAGAACAUUAAGCUUUCCAUCAAUGACUUCAUCAUUAAAGCUUCAGCUCUGGCUUGUGUGAAGGUGCCUGAAGCCAAUUCCUCAUGGUUGGACACUGUUAUCAGGCAAAAUCAUGUAGUGGAUGUUAGCAUUGCAGUGAGUACUCCUGCAGGGCUUAUAACUCCCAUCGUGUUCAAUGCGCACAUAAAGGGAUUGGCUUCCAUUAGUAAAGAUGUUGCCUCUUUGGCAGCCAAAGCACGAGAAGGUAAACUUCAGCCCCAUGAAUUCCAGGGAGGCACUUUUACGGUUUCCAAUUUAGGAAUGUAUGGGAUUAAGAAUUUUUCUGCCAUAAUCAAUCCACCUCAGGCAUGUAUUCUGGCAGUUGGUACUUCAGAGAACAGGCUGGUGCCAGCAAAUAAUGAGAAGGGGUUUGAUGUGGCCAGCAUGAUGUCAGUUACUCUUAGUUGUGACCAUCGAGUUGUGGAUGGAGCAGUUGGAGCCCAGUGGCUUGCUGAGUUCAAAAAGUUCCUUGAAAAGCCAACAACCAUGCUGCUAUAAUCAAACCAAACAACCAAGACUUUCCUAGGUCACAUUGUUCUGUUCUAAUCAAGCUAUUUAUAUUUCAGUGAUUAGACUCUAUUAAACAAAUUUUCCUUUUUUAUUUUAAAUAUGUAUAUUAACUGGUAAUUUUUACCAUUCUGUACAGAUAAAUAGUUUGCAAAAGGCUUUACAGAGCAAUAUACAGUUAUACUGUAUUUUAUACAGUUAAUGAAUUUGCCAAUGUUUCUCAAAAAAAAGUCAAGUGUCUUGGAUUUAAAAUCAUGUGAGCACUGUAUGCUUCAUGUAUGCUCCUGAAUUGGGGUGGGCAGGAGCAUACACAGAUAUAUAAUCUCUUAUGUUCUCAGAAAUUAAGAGAACCAGAUUGUAAACAUCUGUGCAAAAGAAUCUGUAAGGCUUGGUAGCUGAAAUCUACAAGCUAGUUUAAAACAAAAAACAAAACAAAAAAAGUGAACCCUAAGUGGUCUGUUCUCCUGUUAGUAUUAGUGAGAGUGACAGGCAUACAUUGAGAGGAGGAAUAUUUUUUCAUAGGACAAAGGGUUCACAUUGCAAUUCCUCCUUGGAAUUCAACACUAGCUUAGAUUUUCACAGCUAAGUGAUCCCUUUUUAGAGGACUUAAAAAAAAAAAAAAAAAGGCAAGAGAGAAGUUAAAUUAAUCAAGCUAUCAAAACAGUACAAUCAAAUCUCUUCUAAAUGUCACAGAGAAUGUGCCCCAUCCUUGUGGAUUUUCACGUGUGUGUAUUUUUGUAUGAAAUUAUCUUAAAUGGCUGCUUUCCCCUUUGCAAUGUUAACAGUACACCCUGUUGCAAUGGAAAUAGUUGUACUGCAGACCAGUCAGGAGAAUUUCUUGCUAGGUGUGUCGAUACCUGUUGUUAGCAUGUGUAAUUUGGCCAUUGGAAUUCCAUCCCUGGCAAUCAUUUUUGUGAUGAGUUGCAUGUUUGAAAAUUGAUUUUUCAGACAUUCUUGACACAGGAAGCUCUAACAUGAGUUGAGGUCAUUGAUAUCACAAUUCUUAAAUGAAAUGUCUUUACUGCCCCAGCCUUCAUAAACUGUGAAUGUGCUGUCCCAUGUAUAUAAUGUAUGUAAAAUGCUUUAAAUGGUUUUCUAUUGGACUUGUACCCAAAUACACUAAUAGUUGUGUCCUACAGUGGGGGGGAUACAUUAGUGGCCACUCCCAAUAUUCCACUUUCCAAAGGGAAAUCUUAACUUAAAAAGAAAGAUCAUGUAGUUGAUCGGUGACCUGGAGAGCUUGGUAGGAAUGAAAGGUUAUUCUGUACCCUAUACAUUACAUUAAAUAUUGUCUCUUGUAAAGUUGUGCUACAGAAUCCACUAAAGAUAAUACUGAAAAAAUACACUGUGGAGAUGAAAUAUUUUUGUGAGAACUAUUUAACGUUUUACUCGGUUGGUUGCAGUUAUACCUAACUUUGAUGGUUGGGUAAGAAGAAAAGUUGUUGCAUUUAAGUAUAAAAAUGUUCUGAUUUUCUCAGUUCCAGAUUCUUGGGUGAGUCCAUGUGUUCUAUUAAAUCUUUGGAAUUGUUAGACUAAUAAAAAUUGUCCCAGUGCUUUUUCUGUUUAGUAAUGGGUGCUGCUGACCUCGCUGCUAGUGCACAGUCUGUGCAAGUUGUCAGCCCUUCUGGUUGGGCAAAUGCAAUUUUACCCUGUUAACCUUAAGGUUUCCCGCCAUAAGUGUUCAGCAGUGUCUCUGUUAAGCCACUGUCAUGUAGCACUAGACUUGGAUGAUCUAUGUUUCUGACUCCACUGCACCGAGUACUUAGAAUUCGGGUUAAGGAAAUCCUGGACACUCUUGUUGUUCCUUCCCUGUAAUAAACUGAAAAUCAAAACAGGAACUAGCUUGUGCCAAAGGACCACGGUCCUAUUGCGAGCCUGACUGGUGAACAGGCUGCAGAACAGCAGAAUGAUCCUUUCAGCUCUGUGUUUGUAUUUGGCUUUGUGUUGCUUGCAGUGCCCUGUUGCACACUAUACACUCCAACUAGGGCAGCUCAUGUACAUUAACGCUAUUUCAGGCUGACCUAUAACUAUAGAAAUGCAGUCUUUAGAUGCAAUCCUUGUAACUGUUUCAGAACAAAAAAGGAAAACUAAGAAUUGCUGCUCGUGAGUAAAUUAGUCUGUUAAAAUUAAAUACAAUUAUACAUUUGUAACCUG